This is a messenger RNA of Anolis sagrei ordinatus, 1896 nucleotides long. RefSeq names its product 1-acylglycerol-3-phosphate O-acyltransferase 3 (gene AGPAT3). Gene Ontology annotation, molecular function: 1-acylglycerol-3-phosphate O-acyltransferase activity. The record is from RefSeq and is a predicted model, not a curated record. Gene Ontology annotation, cellular component: endomembrane system; endoplasmic reticulum. NCBI's taxonomy places the organism in Eukaryota, Metazoa, Chordata, Lepidosauria, Squamata, Anolidae.
UCUUUCUUUCUGUCUGCUCACUGCUCACCCGGCUUGGCUGCCCCCGGUGGCCCGGGAGGAAGGGAACCGCCGUUGCACAGGAAGUGGCAACACACACUCCCACUUAGACACACACACACACACACACACACAGAGUCCCUCUCUCUCUUUCCCUCCUGUAUGCUCCUCCAGCCCGGGAGGCAUCUGCCCCUGCCGCACUCCUCCGGGCCAGAAGAAGAAGAAGAAGAAGGGCUCCUCCUCCGCCGCCUGCACCAUAGGGCCGCGCUCCCUCGCCUUGUCUCCUGCCUCCUGCCGGCCUCCUCCUGGGCCAAGGCGAUCCGGGCGGAGGCGGUGCCCGGAGAGAGACGCUCUUGCUUCGUGGAGGAGGAGGCGGAGGAGGAGGCUGGAGCCUCUGCACCGGAGCUGGAGGCGGAGAAGGGGAACCAACCAAACACCCCCAGGACGGUGAUUCUGAGUGAAGGACCUUGCAAGCGUAACUAAGUGGUUAUCAUGGGCUUAAUUGCAUUUCUGAAGACCCAGUUUAUAGUUCACCUCUUGAUUGGGUUUGUCUUUGUCGUGAGUGGGUUCAUCAUUAACUUCAUCCAGCUAUGCACGCUAAUCCUCUGGCCUAUAAACAAGCAGUUUUAUCGACGAGUAAACUGUCGCCUUUCCUACUCAUUGUGGAGCCAGUUAGUGAUGUUGCUGGAAUGGUGGUCUGGUACAGAAUGUACUCUCUUCUCAGACCAGGACACAAUCGAUAAGUUUGGAAAAGAGCAUGUCAUCAUCAUCUUGAACCACAACUUUGAAAUUGAUUUCUUGUGUGGCUGGACCAUGACGGAGCGCUUUGGUGUGUUAGGGAGUUCAAAAGUCCUUGCUAAGAAAGAACUGUUGUAUGUGCCCCUAAUUGGCUGGACAUGGUAUUUCCUGGAAAUUGUAUUCUGCAAAAGGAAAUGGGAAGAAGAUAGAGACAUGGUUAUUGAAGGGCUAAAAAGAUUGUCUGAUUAUCCAGAGUAUAUGUGGUUUCUCUUGUAUUGUGAAGGAACUCGUUUUACAGAGACCAAACAUCGUAUCAGCAUGGAAGUAGCAGAGUCUAAGGGAUUGCCUAAACUCAAAUAUCACCUGUUGCCCAGAACCAAAGGUUUUACUACUGCUGUCCAGUGUCUCAGGGGAACAGUUUCAGCUGUGUACGAUGUGACGUUAAACUUCAGAGGAAAUAAAAACCCAUCUUUAUUAGGAAUCCUUUACGGAAAGAAAUAUGAAGCAGACAUGUGUGUCAGGAGGUUUCCCCUAGAAGAUAUUCCCUUAGAUGAAAAGGAAGCAGCAAAGUGGCUUCAUACACUUUAUCAAGAAAAGGAUGCUUUGCAAGAGAAGUAUAAUCAAGAGGGCAUUUUUCCUGGACAGCAAUUCAAACCUCCCAGAAGACCAUGGACUCUCCUCAACUUUCUCUUCUGGGCUACAGUUCUCCUGUCUCCUCUUUUCAAAUUUGGCUUUGGCAUUUUUGCAAGUGGAUCACCUCUUCUAAUUCUUGCAUUCCUGGGCUUUGUUGGAGCAGCUUCCUUUGGAGUUCGCAGACUGAUAGGAGUAACGGAAAUUGAGAAGGGCUCCAGCUACGGCAACCAAGAAUUCAAGAAAAAGAAAUAAUUUCACAGAUGCAGUUCUGAACAUAUAACAAGACUAUGGUAUCAAAUUAACUUCAUUGAAAGAAAGACACUUAGAAAACUUAUCUUUUUUUUUCUUAUUAACUGAUAACUAAUAAUACUUGAGCCAAGACUGAAGAAAUGGGAAAAUUCAAGAGAAGAGGAAACAAAUUGACUACUUAUCUGCCUAAGGAUCCCUGUGUUCAUAGUUUUUGGAGAAAAUCUGGGCUAAAAAACAAAACCCCACAGAAACUUUUUUCCCUUUUUUUGUGGGUGGGUG